UUUUCAGGGGAACGACGUACAGCGCGUAACGCUUCGCGCUAUUUUCAGUGCAGUUUUUGGUGUGUGUUCCCCUUUAGAAAAAUAUCUCGAGAGUGUAUUUAUGAGAAAACUACAAUAAAACACGCACAACAACAAAAAAAGGAGAAACUAAAUAGCACAAAAAUAAUUCCACUCUAAAAACAAAAGCCAAAAGUAGCCGACGGCCAAGUGAAUAUUGGGUGGGAAUAUUAACAAUUUGAGAAAUAAAUAUCAACGCAAGAUCCGAAUUCCAAGUGCAGUGAACGAUUACGAUUCAGUUCGCCUGCUACUUGUCGAGGACAAACGCCGCCAAGUAAUUGAAAUUGAAGACCGGCCAAAGCUCGGGAGGAACAGUAGAGAGUGAGAGAGAGAGAGAGAGAGAGAGAGAGAGAGAGAGAGAGAGAGAGAGAGAGAGAGAGAGAGAGAGAGAGAGAGAGAGACAGCGGAGCCAGGAUGGUCCUAGUGCUGAAUGGCGUGCUGCAGGAUGAUUGCCCGAUGGACACCAACAGCCUGUUCCUGCAGCAUCCCGUCUACCGAGAUUAUGCCCAGCAGUUGCACUCGAUACAGGCCAAGUCUGUGGGUCCCGUGGGUCUGCUCUAUGUCGGACAGCGGGAGCUAGCCGCCUCUGCCCCGCACGACAAGAACGUCAACAUCAUUGGCGCCGACGAUGCCACAACCUGUAUUAUUGUUGUCGUGAGGCACUCGGAAUCUGGGGCCGUGGCUUUGGCCCACUUUGAUGGAAGCGGUGUGGACGAGGCUGUCUGCACCAUGGUCUCCCGGGUGCAGGAGCUGGCCCUUGGCUAUCCCGAAGGACGCAUCGAGUUGCAGCUGAUUGGUGGCUAUCGGGACUCGAAGGGUUACGGCGAGGACGUCUUCUAUAGCAUUAUGCAAUCAUUCCACAAUCAUCACCUCGAGAUCGAUUUGACGCAGGCCUCCGUGGGCGAGCUGAAUACCAUGCUUCGCGGCGAGAUCAAUUGCCCCAUCAUUUAUGGCGUGGGCGUGAACAUCAAGACUGGUGAGAUCUUUCCGGCCAGCUUCCCAGACCGAGGCCCCGACCGGGAGCUGCGCGAUGCUCGCAUCUUCAUGGGUGCGCAGUCGGUUCUGGAUGUGUACGACUCCACGCUGGGAAUGCUGCGCAUCGGCCCCUUCAACUAUGAUCCGCUGCGCGGCGCCGACUUGUGGCUAUCCCAGACGGAUGAGUUUCUGCUGCAGCAUUUGUCCUCCAGUCCCGAUGUGGAGCCGCCACACUUUGCGCCCCAGACGCGUGCCACCAUCAAAUUCAUACAGGAGAACCAGUUUCCCGCUGUCACCGUCUUCAGGGACAAUCGACCGCGCUACUUUCGGCGCGAAGAUGCCACGGGGUGCUGGGCUCUGGUUAGAUAUUAAAGCUUAAUUUAGUGUUUAGUUGUUAUGCAAGAAGUUGAAAGAAACGUCAUGGACAGUUGCCAAUGGCAGAUGUCAAUGUUGGUGCAUGUGUUAAUCGUCGUUAACAUUUGCAGUGCCACCCCACACCCCUGCUACCCUUCGCAUAUAAUUUCCACUUGAUUGUGGUUUUGCUCUACUCCCACUUACUUUUGUUUGAAUUUAAUCGUUGAGUUAAUUGUAUUUGGCUGUAAUUAUAAUCGAUACUGAUAAUCCAUGCAGCACAGCACCCAAUUAUUUAUAACACAAUUAGAUUAGCAAUUGCGAUGAGUGCCGACAUUGCUUGUUGUAUGUCUCUCUUCAAUUAGAUUCAAGAGUGAGUUCGGAUGUGAGGACCCUUUGGGACGCGCCUUAGUAAUGGAUCUGAACGUAAAAACGAAAAAUUAUAAUAUAAUUUGUGUAUAUGCUGCAUAGUACUAUAUGCAUGUGACCACAAUUAACAAAUCUUAUAAAUAUUUAAAAGAGAUUCUUAGCAAAAUAUAUACAAACUACACAUACACAACAAAUGUAAACGAAACAAUUUCAAAUGCAAUCAUUUUUAGUUGUAACUGUAAACUGUAAUCAAAAGUGUAAGAAAUAUAGAAAUGGCUUGGCUAUAAAUACAUACAUA
Drosophila miranda is the source of this 2050-nucleotide messenger RNA. RefSeq names its product protein N-terminal asparagine amidohydrolase-like. Gene Ontology annotation, biological process: ubiquitin-dependent protein catabolic process. The record is from RefSeq and is a predicted model, not a curated record. Gene Ontology annotation, cellular component: nucleus. The coding region runs from base 472 to 1404 and encodes 310 amino acids. Gene Ontology annotation, molecular function: protein-N-terminal asparagine amidohydrolase activity. The transcript has 6 exons. Lineage: Eukaryota; Metazoa; Arthropoda; Insecta; Diptera; Drosophilidae.